UCUCGGCUUCGGCUCCUCUUCGGGUGUGGUCAGUGGACGCUAGUCAGGGCGGACUCGGCGCUCCUCGGCGGCCUUCGUCUGGAGCUCGUCUGGGCCUCGGCUCCUUUUCGGGCGCGAUCGUUCGCCGUUCGGCAGGCCAGGCUCGGCUCUCCUCGGCUGCCUUCGGCUCCUCUUCGGCUGCGCUCCCGGAAGGGCGCCCAUGGAGCCGGCUUGCCGGCCUGCCAUGGCGCCUCUGCUGGAGUAUGAGCGGCAGCUUGUGCUGGAACUUCUGGACACCGACGGGCUGGUGGUGUGUGCCCGCGGGCUCGGCGCCGACCGACUCCUCUACCAUUUCCUCCGGCUGCACUGCCACCCGGCCUGCCUGGUGCUGGUGCUCAACACGCAGCCGGCCGAGGAGGAGUAUUUUAUCAAUCAGCUGAAGAUAGAAGGCGUGGAACACCUCCCUCGGCGAGUGACCAAUGAAAUCGCAAGCAGCAGCCGCUAUGAGGUGUAUACGCAGGGCGGCAUUAUAUUCGCCACAAGUCGCAUCCUGGUGGUUGAUUUCCUGACCGAUAGAAUACCUUCAGAUUUAAUUACCGGCAUACUGGUGUACAGGGCUCACAGAAUCAUCGAGUCUUGUCAGGAAGCGUUCAUCCUGCGCCUCUUCCGGCAGAAGAACAAGCGGGGUUUUAUUAAAGCCUUCACAGACAACGCUGUCGCCUUCGAUACCGGCUUCUGCCACGUGGAGAGAGUGAUGCGGAAUCUUUUUGUGAAGAAGCUGUAUCUGUGGCCAAGAUUCCAUGUGGCCGUGAACUCGUUCUUGGAACAGCACAAGCCUGAAGUCGUGGAGAUCCACGUCUCCAUGACGCCGGCCAUGCUCGCCAUCCAGACCGCCAUCCUGGACAUCUUAAACGCAUGUCUAAAGGAGCUCAAAUGCCACAACCCGACGCUGGAAGUGGAAGACUUGUCUUUAGAAAACGCUAUCGGGAAACCUUUUGACAAGACGAUCCGCCACUAUCUGGACCCUUUGUGGCAUCAGCUUGGAGCCAAGACCAAGUCCUUGGUGCAGGACUUGAAGAUCCUGCGAACGUUGCUGCAGUAUCUCUCUCAGUAUGAUUGUGUCACAUUUCUGAACCUCCUGGAAUCCCUGAGAGCAACGGAGAAGGCUUUUGGUCAGAAUUCAGGUUGGCUGUUCCUGGACUCCAGUACCUCAAUGUUUGUAAAUGCUCGAGCAAGGGUUUACCGCGUUCCUGAUGCCAAGCUGAUGAAAAAAGGCAAAAUGUCUGAAAACGUGGAAAUAAAAGAAGGGCAAGAGACAAGGAAGGAACUAGUCCUCGAAUGCAGCCCGAAGUGGGAGGCACUGACCGAAGUAUUAAAGGAAAUAGAGGCAGAGAACAAGGAGAGUGAAGCACUCGGUGGUCCGGGACAAGUGCUGGUCUGCGCCAGCGACGACCGCACCUGCUCGCAGCUGAAGGACUACCUUACGGCCGGGCCCGAGGCCUUCCUGCUGAGGCUCUACCGGCAGGCGUUCGAGAAGGACAGCCUCGCCGAGGAGGUGUGGGUGAGACUCCGGAAGGAGGACAGUUCACGGAGGACCCGCAGGUCUCAGAAGAGACCCAAAGACCCCCCAGUCAAAGAGCGUCCUGCCAAGGAAAGGGCUGGCAGGAAGAAGAAACCGAAGUUGACCUUAACCCAGAUGAUGGGGAGGCCGGAGGAUGAACUGGAGGAGGGAGGGGCAGCCGAGGAGGGCAAGCCCCGGGAAGUAGACAGCAGCCCGGAAGGCAGCCUGGAGGAAGUGAGGCACGAGGAAUUCGAGGUCCAGUUGUCGUCGGACGCGGCCUACGGAAUCCUCAAAGAGCCCCUCACCAUCCUGCACCCGCUGCUGGGCUGCAGCGACCCCUACGCGCUGACGCGGGUCCUGCACGAGGUGGAGCCCAGAUACGUGGUUCUCUACGAUGCUGAGCUCACCUUUGUUCGCCAGCUUGAAAUCUACAGGGCCAGCAGGCCCGGGAAGCCCCUGAGGGUUUACUUUCUGAUCUACGGAGGCUCCACGGAGGAGCAGCGCUACCUCACGGCUCUGCGCAAAGAGAAGGAAGCCUUUGAGAAGCUCAUCAGGGAGAAGGCCAGCAUGGUUGUCCCUGAAGAGAGAGAAGGCCGAGAUGAAACCAAUCUGGACUUGGCAAGAGGCGCUGCGUCCACAAACGCUCCCACAGACACGCGCAAGGCCGGUGGCCAGGAGCAGAACGGUACACAGCAGAGCAUCAUCGUGGACAUGCGUGAGUUCCGGAGCGAGCUCCCAUCGCUGAUCCAUCGCAGGGGCAUCGAUAUCGAGCCUGUGACCCUGGAGGUCGGGGACUACAUCCUGACCCCAGACAUGUGCGUGGAACGCAAGAGCAUCAGCGACCUGAUCGGCUCCUUGAACAACGGCCGCCUCUACAGCCAGUGCGUCUCCAUGUCCCGCUACUACAAGCGGCCCGUGCUGCUGAUCGAGUUCGACCCCAGCAAGCCCUUCUCCCUCACAUCCCGAGGUGCCUUGUUCCAGGAGAUCUCCAGCAAUGACAUCAGCUCCAAGCUCACACUGCUCACGCUCCACUUCCCCAGGCUUCGCAUUCUCUGGUGCCCCUCCCCCCAUGCCACCGCCGAGCUGUUUGAGGAGCUGAAACGCAACAAGCCACAACCCAACGCAGCGAUGGCCAUGGCUGUGACGGCCGACUCCGAGACCUUGCCCGAGUCGGACAAGUACAACCCCGGCCCCCAGGACUUCUUGUUGAAGAUGCCUGGGGUCAAUGCCAAGAACUGCCGGUCAUUGAUGAACCGCGUGAAGAACAUCGCGGAACUGGCAACUCUGUCCCAGGAGGAGCUCACGACCAUCCUGGGCAACGCCGCCAACGCCAAGCAGCUGCACGACUUCAUGCACACCUCUUAUGCCGAGGUGGCAUCCCGGGGGAAAAUGAAGAAGUGAGCCAUGGCGGCCGGCCUCUCAUCCCAUGCCUGUGCUGUCCACCUGCCCCGUGUCGGCCAGCGGAGGUCGCUGUCUGCAACAAGCUCAGUGCUGAUGCUGCAGAGCGGAAAGCGCUUAGAUAUUCUUUCCCCAAGGGCAGGGACCAGGAUCCCCCUCACUCCAGCACCUCGGGGUCAUCCUCGCUGUCCUGCCCCAGCCUCUGCCCCAGCUUGCACUGUCCCUGCCAGGCCCUCGGGUACCCAACCCUACAGUGGGUGUGGGCAGGAUCAGGUAGUUUCUGCAAGAGUUGGUUUCUACAGGCUCCUUGAAUCCUAGUGGGAAUGUGUUUUUCCUAUGCAAACAGUAAGGUGCGCAGUCAUGUUCUCAUCCUCUAGCUACACAGGGGCCUCUGCACUCACAGCAUCGUCCCUUUGCCAUUUCCCCCACCAGUGCUCCACACCACGUUGUCUUCAGCAACACACCUCCUCCACCUGUAGUUCCUGCUGUGAAACCGGCCAGCUAGGCUUCAGGUCCCAUACAUGGAGGUAGCUCGUACUACACCUUGACUGUUCAGAACCAAUAUUUCUACAGCAAAAAGCAGUUCCCCUGCUUGCAGAACAGGCUGGCCCGGGAAAGAGCCCUGGGGCUUGGCAGUUGCUACUGCUGAGUAAAGUCCAGGGAGCGCCCUGUCCAGAUGGCGGUCAUGGACAGCUGCAGGAACCCCUCCCUUCCUGGCAGGUCCAUGUUGGGAUGGAGUUUUCUUUCCUCAAGGUGAGAUAAAGGACUGCAGGUAAAUGAAAGAGCAGUGCAUAGACUAUGUGCAAGUUCAAGGGAAAAACAGCCUGUAUUUAAAAAUCCCUAAGGAACACAAUCUCAUUUGGAACCUACUUCCCAUUGAUUUAGGGUUUCCUUUUAUGGAUGUGUACAUACAGGGUAUUCGUAGCAUCUUUGUACAGUUUUUAAACUUUUCUAUUUAAACACUGACAUGCACAGCGAUGCCUAAUAAAUUUCCUACCUCAAGAGCUGGCAUAGACAUGAAUUCAGCCAGCCAUGACCCCAUUGUAAUGUGUCAUCAAUGUCACCUGGUUUUUAUUGUUGUUUGUCACAUUGAUGGUGAGCAUGUGACACAAAAUUGUCUUUAGCAAAAGUAGUUUUAGCUGAAGACCAAAAAAAUUGAAGUCUUCAACUUUAACAAAAAAUAUUUUUAAUUGCCUUUCCAAACUUGGCCUCUCAUGUUGGCGUCUCGGUGUGGCCAUGCUGGGCUGUGCAUGUGGAUCGGUAACUGCGGACGAGGCGGUCAGAGCUGGACUGGUUUUCCUGGAACUCGGCCACGUGACACAGAGGAUGGCAGCGAGGACAGGAGCCCAAGAUCAGUGAAGGUGGGAGAAAGAGUCGCACUGUAGCUUUUGUCCCAGGGUGAAAGCAGAAAUGCGGAGCGGUGCCAGCCCGAGUAUGCAGGCUGCCUUUGGGGGUCUGCUCCAUUGAUGAAUUCCCUCAGAGAUUCCAGACACAUGGGGACAGAGGGAGCACUGCAGGUGGUGCUGGCCACUAGGCCGUUCCUCCCCGUCCAAGCCUGUUGCUGUGGCACGCACUGCCCCUCUUUCCUUCCUUUUCCGGUCCUUUCAUAACGUGGAAGGCGAGCCCUGAGCUGGCACAGUGUGUGAUCGGGACUUGAGGAACAAGUGCUUCCCAAAGCAUUCACUUCAAACAGUCCUUGUCGCCUGGCAGAGCAUCGAGAGCAGGCUUCCUUGUGCUCAGGCUCGGUGGCCCCCAAGUCCUCCCGAGCACUGGAACACUGCCCGGGUGUGUGUGAGCUGUGAGCGCGCAUUGCCAGUGAGCUCUGAAACGUCCUUACAGGCAAGGCCCCCCCACCCGGCACAGCCCCUGCCGCUGGACGGGCGAGGACCCCCGCCCCCCGGCACAGCCCCUGCCGCUGGAUGGGCGAGGCCCCCAGCACAACCCCUGCUGCUGGCCGGGGGAGGCUUUCCACACAUCCAGCAGGUGGUCACCCUUCCAAGGUUUGCUCUUUCUGGUUUUGUUGCUUUUAUAAUCUAAAGGUUUUUGAUGAACUAGGAAUUCAUAUAGUUGCAAAAUUAACGUAUUUCUUUUCUAGCAUCAUUUUGUUCAACUUUGCCUUUUUUUGUCUCAAAAUAGUAAACAUCCAGUUUACAUAGGAAUUGAUGUUUAGGUUUUUAAAAAGCUGGAUCAUCAUUAUUGUUACAUUUUGCAGGACUUUUGCAUAGAAAUGUAAACAUAUGAAAUAUUGUGAGAAAUCAGUUUAGGGUAUCAUUUAUUUAAAUCACAUUGCUUCUUGCUAUUUCUGUAAAAUCAGACAGGAGGAAGUAAUUUUUAAUAGUGGCCAUGAACAUGAUCCUUUGGGCAAUAAGUCACUGUCGAGCCCGAGGCCUGGUCAACCAGGUGUGUCUGCCUGUGCUGGAGCAACGGGCGACAGGGGGAAGGGGGAACAUUUUCCCAGGUCACAAGGGGCUGAGUGGACUUGUCUGGCACAUCAGCCCAUUAGGAUGGGAAGGGUGACAUCUUGAUGGGUAACUGAGGGAAAGCUAUGCUAAGCACAGCUCGGCGAGGGAGUGGAGUAACGUGGGAGACGGUACUGGUCCUCGCUUUGGCUUUUCAGGCAGAAUUUAAUUUUCCUUUGGCUCAGAACACUUUGUUCGUUAGGGAAACUCUCUUCUCCCCUGUGUGGUUGAACCUCAGAGUAUCCUUUGAAAAGUCAGUGUUGAAGGCCAGCGUUUCUCUGCAGCGUGGGAACUUGUGAGCCUUAGCGGGUCUCGGGCAUGGAUUGCUUGUGGUUCUUUGCUCUUCCGCCUUCUCUGUUGAUUUGUUCUUACUGGCUUCACUGAAAGAGCCACCUUGAUCAGCAGGUGUUUAGGGUCCCCACACUGGGCAGCUGGAGCAGAGCCGUGAGUGUGUAACGUAAAGUAUAUAUUUAUUCCAGAUUUCACUCAGUGUUCUGUGGGCACAGUGAAAACAACGCAGUGGAAUAAAGGGCACGUAUGACCAGCACUGUGUCGGAAAAACAUGAGGAUGUUUGAUUGUUGUUUUUCUCUCGCGCUGCACAGAGUAACCCAUUAGAGCUGACUGUCUUCAGA
Messenger RNA from Ochotona curzoniae (black-lipped pika), 6030 nucleotides. RefSeq names its product ERCC excision repair 4, endonuclease catalytic subunit (gene ERCC4). The transcript has 11 exons. The coding region runs from base 200 to 2941 and encodes 913 amino acids. Gene Ontology annotation, biological process: resolution of meiotic recombination intermediates; nucleotide-excision repair involved in interstrand cross-link repair; double-strand break repair via homologous recombination. Gene Ontology annotation, cellular component: nucleotide-excision repair factor 1 complex. Lineage: Eukaryota; Metazoa; Chordata; Mammalia; Lagomorpha; Ochotonidae. The record is from RefSeq and is a predicted model, not a curated record. Gene Ontology annotation, molecular function: single-stranded DNA endonuclease activity; single-stranded DNA binding; damaged DNA binding.